UUACAAAAGCCAAGCAGGCUUAAGUCGUUAUGAAACAAUAGUUCAUUCACAUUAUAAUAUAUCUCGAACUGGACUUAUACCUCAACCACCCGAAGCAAUUAUUGAAUUCAAAAAUAUAUUGGUUCAUAUGAUACAAACCAAAUUAAAAAUUAGCAUACAACAAGUAGAACAACAAGUAAUUAUGAUACCAUAUCUUGAAAAUCAAUUUGUUGGUAUAUUUAAUAAAUAUAUCAAUCGAUAUUCACCAAGUCGUAGCUGGUACCAAUGUAUCUUUACAGGAAUUGGAGCUUAUGAAUAUUUAGGACAAAUUCUUAAUGAUGAAAAGUGGG
This is a messenger RNA of Racocetra persica, 329 nucleotides long. The record is from the annotation of a GenBank genome assembly. NCBI's taxonomy places the organism in Eukaryota, Fungi, Glomeromycota, Glomeromycetes, Diversisporales, Gigasporaceae.